Messenger RNA from Cladophialophora immunda, 899 nucleotides. RefSeq lists its product as uncharacterized. Gene Ontology annotation, biological process: ribose phosphate biosynthetic process. The transcript is spliced from 4 exons. The record is from RefSeq and is a predicted model, not a curated record. Lineage: Eukaryota; Fungi; Ascomycota; Eurotiomycetes; Chaetothyriales; Herpotrichiellaceae. Gene Ontology annotation, molecular function: sedoheptulose-bisphosphatase activity. The coding region runs from base 48 to 785 and encodes 245 amino acids.
CAUCUCUCAGCGCUGUCAGAAGCAGCAUCUAUGCUUACAUCGUCUUAAUGGCUCCUCCACGGGUGUUCCUCAUACGGCACGGGGAGACCGAUUGGUCCAAGAGAGAACUCCACACUGGCGUCACUGACGUUCUGUUGACAGAAAGAGGAGAGCAGCAGGCCAGGGAGACAAGCCACGCUUGUGUUGGAGAGGGGAAACUCAUUGACCCGAAGAGAAUUGCUCAUAUAUACGCGUCGCCUCGACGUCGAGCCUUGCAAACGGUUAAGCUGCUUGAUCUUGGCGUUAAUGAUCGUCUGCCCUCUAAUGUGGUGUUGUCCUUUACAAGUGAUGCGCGGCUCGAGCAUCGCAGAACCCAUGCGUUCUUCAGUAUCAAUGAAGAGCUUCGCGAGUGGGAUUAUGGAGACUACGAAGGGAUGACAGUCCAGGACGUAUGGCAGGAGAGACAAGAAAGAGGUUUGGAUAAGGAUGGACGACGUUGGAAUAUUUUCGUUGAUGGUUGCGAAGUGGGAGAGUCCGCUGAACAGGUCACCCAACGUGUUGAUUCCUUCUUGACGCAGGUCAGGGAUACGAUCAAGGCAAAACAAGCUGGUGGAGCCAAUGGCGAGGCGUCAGACAUAGUGUGUGUCGCUCAUGGACACAUUCUAUCGGCGAUUGCAGUCAGAUGGACAGGGCGUCCCCUCCAAGAUGGCGUCCGGUUGCUGAUCGAUACUGGGGGAAUUGCAGUUCUGAGCUACGAACAUCAUGCCUUGGAUGAGCCAGCUAUUGUCAUCGGACCGAAACCCUAGACUCGUCUAGCCUGAUAAUGAAAAAUGCACCUGAUCAAAGGAAGGAAGUCAGAACUAGAAUGGUUUUUCAUAGUUUUGAGUAUGACGCACUACAAUUUAUUCAAUACUAAUAUA